AUGCUUGCUCGACGUUGCUUUCUCGUACAUCUUCUACCGCUGGCAUGGCUCCUUCGGGUUCAUGCAGACUCUUCAUGUGAAAGACACGAGGUGCCGAGGGGAAACGCCUUGCUUUCAGUCAAGGCAGAGACGGCGCGCAACGUCAUCGAGACCCUGGAGACUGAGACGGUGCACGACAUCUUUGAGGGUCUGAAGGAUCCAAGUGCCAAUAUCUCAAGCGCGUCCAACACAUCCUGGGGCCAGGUCAACGAGAGCUUGCAAGACCUGGUGAACAAUGUCCUCCUGGCUGACAUCAAUCAGACACAGAACCUUCCGGACCCAGAAGGCAACUACUCGGAUCCGCAGAACCGCACUGGUUUGGGACGACUGGCGCAAAGCUUGGAGUUUCUAUACCUGAAGGUAGCAGAGCUCGAGACUGCGGUAGAGUUGCAGAACAUUGAGUUGCAGCUUGCCCAUCAGCAGGCACAGCUAGAGAUACAGGGUCUGAAAGACCGCCUGGAUCAGAAGGAUGCGGCCCUCCGGCAACUGCAAGCAAAGCUCCGUCAGCAUGCAGCUGAGCCUGCACAUCAUGAUGCGGACGCAGCCUUACUGGACGACAGGCCUCCUCCCAUGCAGCAGAGGCAUCGCAAGGCCUGGUUGGACAAGGGCCCGGAGCGACAGCAAAGGCAAAGACAGCGCAUGGGUGAAAAGGAAAGAUUGGAGCUCCAGCCCACCACAGCCGACAGAUGCCGAAAAGCAGGGCAACUCUUCAAGAACGACAGGUGGAGCAAGUCUGGCCCAGAAGCUGGGACAGAGAGCUCAGAGCUCGACAGCUCGGUCUCCUCCAAGAUUCCCGUUGUGGAUGAUGUCGUUGACGUUGGCGAGAGCGUGGGUGAUGGCGUCGGGGACGUGGUGGAUGCCACAGCCGACGUUGCCACGGAUGGUACUGGGCUGGUCGGGGAUGCCCUCACCGAUGCGUACGUUGCUGCAGCGGACAAGGUCGCCUUUGUUGCCAACACUGUCAUUACAACUGUGGAGCAGGCCGUGGCCAUCCUUCUGGGUGGCUUUGAUUUCUCGGCUGGCUGCCCUCACUGGACAUGGCCUACACUGGAUGUCUCCAACACCGGAAUCAGCGUGGGUUUCGGCAGGCAGUCCUGCGAGGUGGUACUGGUUGGCCAGCGGUUGACCCUUUUCGACUUCAACUGGGGCACCCUCACAGUGAACUACCCCCAGCCGAUCGCUGCCAUGGUGGCACUGGGGAGCAACCUGGUAAACUGUAUCAGCGGAGGCGGCCCAGCGUUUGAUGUAUUCAAGUGCGUGGCCGUUUCAAUCGGCGAAACUCUGCUUCAGGUCGUCCCACCUUUCAGCAUCCUUACGCAACUCUCCAGAAUGCUGUCCGAGUUCCUGGCCUUCUUUGCCCAGCUAGCUUCUACGGCAAUCACUGCAGCCCUGGACGACACCACCAGCUUGGUGCAAGAGGCAGUCAAAGUGUCAGCCUUUCCAACAAGUGGACAACCUCCCAGGUUGGUCAACAGCCGCCGGGGCGUCUCUGCGCACAUCCGCAGGCAUGAGUCCCUGAGAAGGGUCCCCAAGAAAGCCGACGCCUUCGUUCAAACGAAUGCAAGCGUCCACGCACGUGAGGAGCCAGAUGAUACCAUGGCUACGGGAGCGCUUGGCUUCGCCACCACAGAGGCCAUGCCGUAUGCCUCAAUGCUGAUCACGCAGUUUGGGGGCGAUGAGUUUGACUCUGGCUCCUGUCUGGGCUUCGCACCGAAGCACAGAACAGGUGCCGACGGCAAGGUCACAAAACGAGACUGGCAGGUACCCAGCCCUGAUAGCCACGAUUUCGUCAAGCUGGAGCCAUGGGCUGUGCCCUGCGAUAACCAGUGGGCCAAGGACAACCCUGACAAGUGGGAAGGCUACUCUUUCUACACUUACGAGUCUGUGAUUGAGAAGUGCGUGGCCAUCUCCUACAGCAUGUCGGUGCAGCCAACCUUGGCUUUUGUGGGUGGACUCGAGUUCGACCUCAUGCCCGCUCCUCUUGCAGAGGUGACCACAGAGGUUUGCUGGCCGGACCGCGUUUCUGCCCCAGACCUGAGCCUCAUCGUGAUGACAAUCAGGACAGGAGGCAUUGUGCUGUUCAAGCACACCAUCCGUUUGCACAAGCGGUUUGGGAGUGACACGGGCUUCACAUCAGCGAACAUCAAGGAUGCCGUGGAGCGCGCCAGGAACUACUUCGGCAAGGGUACUGCCAGUGAUGACGACAAGUCGCUGCAAGGCAUGUCGCGAACCGCGCUCAACCAGGUGGAAAACAGCACCGACAGAAAUUCCAAGGAAUCUGAAGAGGUGCUGUUCCAUCCACAGCAGGAGGAGCUCUACCUUGCUUCAGCUAAAUACGAUGCGCAGCUGGGCGUCAACAUAACGCAGCGUUUCUCGGGGCAGGAGGCCACAGCACGGGUCCGCGCCGCCAUGAGGCCCCGUCAGCUCGGCGCUCUACAAGAGGCUGAGGAAGAGCAAGGUCUGGGAAAGCAUGAGUUAUUUGAGCUUAGCAGCCCUUCGGCAUCACUGGUUGGCUUCAGCGUGAUUGGAGAGUUGGAGUCCGGCGUGAUGCAACUCAAGAUACAGAUGAAGUUCGGCCCGAUUCCCUCACCGGAGAAGACCAUCCCGCUGCUCAACGUUGUCGAUCAUUUGCGCAUCGUCCUGGCGGCAAUACCGUUCAUGUCCCAGGCCAGCAAGCAGAAAGCGGUGGAUGCUUUCUCCACGACAGACCUGGAGCCAUACAUUCCGCCAACUCAUGUGAUAGGGCCCCUACCGCUGGCUUCUGGGUGGUCAGACUGGGGUCACGGCUAUUCAAGCCCGACCUACAUCCUGCGAGACGGCAUCUGCAGCGUGCAGGCGCUGGUGAAUGGUCCCGGUCAUGGUCGUAUUGCGACUCUGCCUACAGAGUGCCGACCCAGCGGUGGCCUGGUCUUCAAUGUGAAUCGAGGCAGCAGCAUGGCACGAGUCAAUGUGAACACAGACGGCUCUGUGAUGUGGCAUGGAGGAGGCUCGGGCUCCAGCUGGCUAAGCCUUUCGAACAUCCUUUUCACACCCCACGGCGGCUGGCCACUGGAGCUUGUCAAUGGGUGGAAGAAUAAAGGAUCAGAUUGGGCACCGGCAACGUACAGAGUGAUUGGUGGCCUAUGCAUACUCAGCGGACUCAUCAAGGAUGGCUCCUGGUCGCAGUUUGGAAUAUUGCCUGAAGAGUGCCGCCCACAGAAGCGACUGAUCUUCAACAUGAACAACGAGGAUGCCACAAUGAGAGUCGAUGUUGGCACGGAUGGUUGGGUUGGGUAUGUCGGCGGGAGCAAAACGCACCACUUCGCUAGUCUGUCGGGUAUCAUUUUCUCCACGGACCCAGAGCAGACCUUGCCACUGAAACUAGGCUCUACCGGUAUUGUUUGGAAUUACGGCGGCGACUAUCGCUCGACGACCUACAGCUUGAUCGAGGGCAUCUGCAUCUUGGAAGGAUUGAUCAGCUACUCGAGCAUGGUUGAAAACCAGGUGCUUGCCUACCUACCAGUGGAGUGCUGGCCAAUGCGGGACCUCUCGUUCACCAUGAAUCAGGGUGCUGACGCACCGCGGGUGCAGGUCUAUGCCAAUGGAGAAGUUCGGCAUGUGUCGGGUGCCAGAAGCACCCAAUACUGGCUCAGCCUCAGCGGCAUUGCCUUCUCCCCAGCCCCUGGCGGAAGGCGGAAGCUGCCCUACAUGGGUGGUUGGAGCGACUAUGGCUGGGACUUUGGCAUGGUGUCUUUCAGCAUUAAGAAUGGCCUAUGCAUUUUGGAGGGCCUGGUAUACGGAGGUGACUGGGCCCAGUGGUUUGCCGAGCUACCUGAAGGCUGCCGGCCCACGAAGAAGUUGGUUUUCCACGCGAACAACAACGCGGGAUCAGCUCGCGUCGACGUCACGACAGGCGGUGGAGUGAUGUAUAUGGCCGGACCGAACAACCAUCAUUGGGUGAGCCUUGCGGGAAUCGCAUUUGCACCGGACACCGUUGGGCACAUUGCAUUGCCCCUCGCAGGCAGCUGGGUUGCUUGGGGCAGUGAGUAUGCGUCGCCAGAUUAUACCGUGCGGAACGGUAUCUGCUCCGUGGAAGGUCUGAUCAAAGGAGGUGCCUGGGGGGAUUUGGCAAAUCUUCCUGAAGACUGCCGCCCCCCAGAUGGGAGGUUGAUUUUCAACACCAAUAACGGGGUGCAGCCGUCUCGCGUUGAUGUCGACACUGACGGCAAGAUCAAAUGGGUGGCAGGAGGUCAGAGCAAAGGGUGGAUCAGCCUCAGCGGAAUCGUGUUUUCGCCCACCGUUGUUGGCUAUCCUAUUCCUCUUCAGAAUGGCUGGAGCAACUAUGGAAACGGCUACGCUCCAGCGAAGUAUCGUGUGGUCGAUGGCAUUUGCAUGCUCGAGGGCCUGAUCAACAAAGGCUCCGACAAUCAUGCCGCAACGCUGCCAGCAGACUGCCGGCCUAACAAGAAGCUAGUGUUCGAUGCCAACAAACACGGCAGCAUUGAUCGCCUGGACGUUGACAUUUAUGGCCACAUCUUUUUGUUCAAUUUGAAUGCUGGCGACUGGGCAAGUUUGUCAGGUGUUCUCUUCGAUGUGGAGUAG
Symbiodinium pilosum is the source of this 4620-nucleotide messenger RNA. The record is from the annotation of a GenBank genome assembly. Lineage: Eukaryota; Dinophyceae; Suessiales; Symbiodiniaceae.